GAACCAAGAAUACAGGAUACACUGUCAACACUCAUUUGCACAAAUCGAACUCUAAAAGAAAAAUGUUCCACUGCAAUCACUGGAUUCGCUAGGGUGUCAUAUUUGAAAAUUAGAUUUCUAUGUCUUGUAUCUCGUUUACUUAAGAUAACUGUAUGCACAAGAAAUCUAGAGAAAUGAGUGGCGUUGUUAUGACCUUAGUUUCAGAUACGUAGCAGCUUUUAGAAUUACAUGAAGACUUUAAACUUGAUUUGCAUAUAUCAUGCACUGAAUCGCAUCAUUUAAGCCAGUAAUUGCAUUUUGGAUAUAUAUUUAUUAUGCUGAUAGAUAAUUUAGGAUUUGAGAUUAGGAUGUCAUUUCAAAUAUGAAUGGGCGUAACGUUCUAUGUAUUGAUCUAUUGCCUACUGUUACUGUUAUCUACUGCGACAUCCUGGGAUUGCAGACCAUUUGAAGAGAACAGGCCAUACACCUUAUCAACAAAGUGGCGCCCUACGAAGUACGACAGCGACAAAGUAGCGUGGGUGAAAAAUGGCGUGAUCUAUGCCACGUGUGACACAGACCUGUCUUGCGUGAACUACUUUGACCACGUGACAGAAAUAAGGACAGCCCUGAACCAAGACGGGUUCUCCUGGGUGAACCUCACCAUCCUCAACGCAACCCGAAGAGAAGCUGGUGUUUGGACCUUGAAGUAUAUAGAGGGCAUAGAGACCCAGGCUUCUAUCGUAGAACAAUGUGAUCUAAAGUCAUAUGUAAAAGCUGAGAGUGUACAUUGUAACGCAACACGAGCAAGUGAUGGUGUGUCUGUACAGUGUGUCGUUACACGUGUGUGGCCUCAGGCUGUGUGUAUAUUCAACACAUCAUUACACCAUAAAAAUGUAACACAUCGACACGAGCUCAAUGCACAGACACCGGUCUAUUACAACACAGUGUGUAGUGCCAAUGUAUUAGACACAGGCAGCUUUGACCUUGACAUAACUGUGUUCCCGAAUUUCGCUGGAGGUAGAAAUGAUGACAAGUACUCGUUUAGGACAUCAUUUCAUUACAACAACAUUGACAAUACAUUUGUGAAGGUUGAUAGAAAAGGCAAAGGAAGGGAAGACAACAACGUAAUACUUAUUAACGAAACAGAGUUGUCUGAUCCUGGUCAAGUUCCAAAUAAAGCUGAACAAUUCAAAUCCGUCACUGUUGAUUUAACACCCAGUAAGCCAGAGCGGUGUGAUCAAAGUUCAGACAAGUACAGCCUACACAUACUUUGUUCUUUUGUUCUUGUGUUAUCAUCAAGCUUCCAGUGUCAACUUCUUAUAAAAACCGAUCAAGGAUAUCUACAAUUUCAAAGUUCACUCGAGCAAACGGAAGUGACAUCCAACGAGCAAACCUCGUUCUCGCCUGACUGCAUGUUUGUUGUGCCUAGAACUAGCUUGAAACCUGACACAUACGUGGCUACAGUGAUACUACUAGAAGAAGGCAAGCAACACCCUGGAAACAACAGAUCUAUUACCUUUCACAUAGAUUUAGAGCCAACUUUACUUGCCAAUGUUACAUCUCAAUUUAUCCAGCCAGCUUCUUUGAAAAGUUUUCUUCUCUUUCUGUUGGCAGCAUCUGUAGUGACCUUGGCUGUGAUAUGUCUUCUGGCUUACAAGUUUAGAAAUGUCUUGAAGUCAGAACGUGUAAGGCUCUGUGUCACGAGGUCAACAAGUCUACACAGCGGUGUGUAUGAGGAUAUAGAUGAGCGGCUAUCAUCUCUUUCAUCAAGCACACAAGGGAGAGAACAAGCGUAUGUUAAUACAACAGCUACCAGAACUGUUUUGUCGGUGUAGAUUAUCUAACUUUAAAUAUAUCUUGAAAUAUAUCUUUUGGAUAACAAGACUGAUUAAAACAAACUGAUUUUCAUUGAAUGUUAAAAAAAAUAAACUUGAUAUACCCCGAAAUAGAAGCUUUUUAAAGAAAGAUUUUUCAUUAGUUUGUAUUUACAGAAAUGAAUUUUUAAGUUUGAAAUUUGCUUUGUAUUUGUUAAUUAAUCUUUGUUCUAUCUAUUAUUCUUUGUAAGAUAUAUUUUAUUAUUUCAAAAUGUCCACAUAGAAGUUUAAGGAUAAAGCUACAAGUUGAAACGCUAUAGUAAAUCCUUAUCUUUAGGCCUACUAAGAUGAGAUACACAGAUACUGUUGUUUGUACUUAACAUCUGAUGGGAGCUCUUAGUACAAGUACUUCAGUUUUUGAUAACACUUAGAGUUUUUGAGUUUAUCAUUACUUGAAGAAUUGAAAGACUCCUAGGGUAAAGAAAGUUCACUUCAGCCAGCAUAAACACAUUCCUAAAACAGACGAACUCUUAAAGCUUUGAAAGAUUACUUUAAUAGUGUAUUCAUUUAAGGUCAAUCUUGCGACCUUUAACAAAAUAGAAAGGUGUAAUUAAAGUAUUGCUUUUAAGUGGUGCAACUUUUAUACUUAAAGCAAGCUCAGAGUGCUAUGGUCCAAUCUCAUUUGUAGACUAGAGGGAGGGAGGGGGUAUCUGGGAGAAGUUUUUUUCUUUCUGUCUUUAGGCGUUCAGUAAAAACAACUCUGCUCAAGUCGGGUGUCGAACCUCGAGCCCCCUUCAUAGUUAGCCAAGCCAAACCAAUGUUCAAACAUACUUAACCAGGGGAAAGGGAUGAUAGGUAUUCUCUUCCUUAACCCUUGUAUAUAAGGAGAUCCAUCAACUAUAUGAUCGAUAAAUAACAAGCUUUUAGUCUGGCACACAAGUCCAUGAGUCUACGUCCCAGAUAGGAUAAAGCCUAAAAAAGGUCUAACUUCAUAUCACGAGUAGUCCACACGUUAGUAAGUUUCUACAUAGAAAGAGAAGAGAAAAAUGAACCAAAGAUUAAUGUCAAAAGUGGUGAAUGAGAAAAUAUAGACAGAGAAAAAGAAUGAGAGAGAGAGAGAGAGAGAGAGAGAGAGAGAGGUUGGAGGGGUUAAAAUGCAUAAUCUAAUCCAGAACGAAAUAAAGAAAUGUUCUCCUUGCAGGUCCAUUUACAGAUGAAAGCACUUUGUUAGGAGCGAAAAGAAAAGGGAGUGGGGA
This is a messenger RNA of Biomphalaria glabrata, 3049 nucleotides long. RefSeq lists its product as uncharacterized. The coding region runs from base 366 to 1814 and encodes 482 amino acids. NCBI's taxonomy places the organism in Eukaryota, Metazoa, Mollusca, Gastropoda, Planorbidae. The record is from RefSeq and is a predicted model, not a curated record. The transcript has 9 exons.